Molecule: messenger RNA, 1916 nt
Organism: Physella acuta
Lineage: Eukaryota; Metazoa; Mollusca; Gastropoda; Physidae
Product: high mobility group protein B3
Source: RefSeq, a predicted model, not a curated record
GGGUCUCUUUGUUAUAUAGUUCACGUGAAUAGUUUAUUCAUACAGAAGGCUUCUAGUUGGUUGAACGUCAUAGCGUCUCUCUGUGCUGAAGCUUCUCUCUACUCGGUCUUCUCUUUUCCUAUACAGAAUAGUCUAACGAUGGGUCGCCCAAAGGGAGCUCUUGGAAAAAAUAACAAGAAAAAGGUUAAGGAUGUGAACAAACCCAAGAGGGCAACAUCUGCCUACUUUUUCUUUCUUGCACAAUGCAGAAAGGAAGCUGCCAAAGCUGGAAAGGCUCCCACAAAGAUUGCCGAAUUUACUAAAGAGGCUUCAGAAAAAUGGAGGUCUUUGACUGCAGACAAGAAAAAGCCAUUUGAAGCUGCUGCUGCAGAUGACAAAAAAAGAUACGAAACUGAGAUGGCAGUUUACAAAGGUAAAUCAGUGGAUCCCAAUAAACCCAAGAGACCACCAACAGCCUACUUUUUAUUCCUGGCUGACUUCAGAAUAAGAAUGGCCAACAAGGGUAUUGAACAUAAAGAGCUUCUCAAAAUGGCUGGUGAAGAAUGGAGGUCAUUGAGCAAUGAAGAUAAAAAGCCAUAUGAGAAGAAAGCUUUAGAAGAGUCUAAAAAGUACGAGUCUGCAAUGACAGAAUACAGAAAGACUGGUCCACCUACUGGCGGUCCUGCUGCCAAGAAAGCAAGAGUUGAAGAGGAGGAGGAGGAUGAAGAAGAAGAUGAGGAGGAAGAAGAGGAUGAUGAUGACGAUGAUGAAUAGAUUUACUUGGUCUGCAGUUUUGUAAAUACUUUUAUAACAUUCACUUGCCGUACUGACAUUACUACUUGCAGAUACCUAUUGUGACACCUGGAAAAUCUUGUUUGUCACCUAAUUUCUUGGAGUCAUUACAACCAUCCAUCUGACUUGAAAGAUCUGUAUUAGAGGUUAUGACAGAUUGACUUUGACAUUGAGUUACGGCUUUUGUUAUUGAGUGUAAAGGUUGGCACAUCUUUGAUCAGUUGUGUGCCAGCAUCAAUACUUAGUUAACUGGAACACUUGAGAAAUGAAUGUAUCAUCAUCUAUGUUAUUGUUAUCGCCAUAUCUUUUUAAGAUAUAAGCAAUUCCUUAGAUUUUAAACACCUUUGCUGGCUUAAAAAUGCCACUACCUGAAUUUUAACAUAGCAACUUUGGCACACACCUGUCUCAGGGAUGUAAGCUAUUCAAGCUGUGUCACCAUUUGUCACCAACUUUCUACCUGUUUAUUUGCAUCUGGUAAGACCAUUUUGGCAUGGUAAGGUAUCAAGAUGUUUUAAGUAGGGUGCUGUAUCUAGACUAGUGUGUAUGAAUGAGCGACUGAUUUUUCUUGGACAAACUUUUAAAAUAUUUUUUCAAAGGCUGUCUUAGUGCCAUUUAUGGAAUUUUAAAUUUGUAACAGUGCUUUGUACUGCCAAUGUAAAAUUAUAACUUGAAUUUAGUCUUUUUAUUAAUUUUUUUUUUUGUAACUCGUAUGUUAGGGUUAUGUUGAUUGUUACAAAGAUUUUAAUUUUUACCUGUCUGGUGGUGUGAGCAGGGCUUUAAUUUUUUCUCAAGCCAUCACAAGAGGGUUAGUUGUAAGUAGUGUCACAGUAUGUUUUAUCUGCUUUUGAUGACAUGCGAGUACUGUAAUAGUUUUCAUGACACAUGACAAACUUGGGUCCCUGUCAAUUAAUGUUGAUCAUCAUCAUCUCUUCACAGUUGUCCUAAUGUUGUGUAGGUGUUCUCAUCACAUUGAUAAUCAUCAUUCACUUGGUUCAUUAUCAUUGUAUCUUUGUAGUAUAGAAAAACUUGAACAAAGUCUUUAAAAAUAGUCAUUGUGUUUUUUUUUUCACCACUACUGUUCAUACUUUUGAUGUCCAUGAAAACAUGUGUUGUAAUAAAAUUAAAAUAAAAGUAAUAUAACUGUA